Molecule: messenger RNA, 1896 nt
Organism: Gossypium raimondii (Peruvian cotton)
Lineage: Eukaryota; Viridiplantae; Streptophyta; Magnoliopsida; Malvales; Malvaceae
Product: mitochondrial arginine transporter BAC2
Exons: 2
Coding region: 775-1704 (309 amino acids)
Biological process (GO): transmembrane transport
Molecular function (GO): transmembrane transporter activity
Source: RefSeq, a predicted model, not a curated record
CCACUGAGACCAAUUUUCAUUGGUAUUUGGGACAAAUAAUAAGUAACGAAGGAUUCAUGGAAUACUGAUCCAACAGCACCGAAGAAGGCCAAGGCAAGUUAACGUGUAGAGAUAUGGUUGGGCCACUGGAGAAGCCGCUAAUGGGGACCCGAAAAGAAGAGCUUGGCUGUUUCCCCCUACUGGACACACUCGACGCUCCCAACAAAACUGCCACCGGUGCCAUUUGUUUCCGUCAUCAUAACCAAAACCUGCUUUCUCUACAUUUGCCUUCUUUUCUCUCUUUUAUUGUCCUCUUACUUUCUUUCUCUCUUAGUGUUGCUCUUUCUGGGAUACAUCAAGAAAAUUUUCUAUUUCUAUUUUUUUUUUUUUUUUACUUUUGGUUGGUAGGACUUAGGAGAUCAGAUAAAUAAGUUGAAGGGACAGAUAAGAUACAGAAUCGGAUUUUUAAGGAAUCUUAGGUAUAUUGCCUUUUUUUAUGCCUAGGAAGUGCCUCUUUUUUUCUUUUCUUUUUUUGUAAUCUUAGAGACUAGAGUUAGAGAAGCUUGAGGAUGAUUUAAAUUUCCGACCUUUUAAAGCUUUUUCCUGACCAAAAAAAGGUGAAAAAUCUGUUUCCAAGCUGGAGCAGAGACAGAAGAUUCAAAGUCGUGCAAGAAAAGAACACUAGAGUUGUCUUGUUCAAGUGGCUUUGCUUAUAAAAAGUAGGGAACUGAAUAGGUUCCAAAACUUGAUAUUCUCUAUUGUUUUGUUUUGGAUAAUUGAAAUUUAGAGCAUAUAAUGGAUUUUUGGCCAGAGUUUCUUGCAAGUAGCUGGGGAAAAGAAUUUGUGGCUGGAGGUUUUGGUGGAAUGGCUGGUAUCAUCUCCGGUUAUCCACUUGACACCCUUAGAAUCCGGCAACAAAGCACCGAUUCAGGUUCUGCCCUUAGGAUCUUACGCCGGGUUGUAGCCACGGAAGGACCCGGUGCUCUCUAUAGAGGCAUGGCUGCGCCAUUGGCAUCAGUCACCUUUCAGAAUGCUAUGGUUUUCCAGAUAUACGCCAUUCUUUCACGAGCAUUUGACUCGUCUGUAUCUGCCACCAAUCCACCAUCCUACAAAGGUGUUGCUCUAGGAGGGGUUGGAACUGGUGCCUUACAGAGCGUCAUGCUCACUCCGGUAGAACUAAUAAAAAUCCGCCUGCAAUUGCAGAACACAAGUUUCCCAGGUUCUCAAUCAGUCGGUGCUCAUACAGGACCAAUUAGUGUAGCUAAAAGCAUACUGAAAACAGAAGGCUUAAGGGGGAUAUACAGGGGUUUUACCAUCACCGCCCUUCGAGAUGCGCCUUCUCACGGCUUCUACUUUUGGACAUACGAGUACAUGCGAGAACAGCUUCAUCCGGGGUGCAGAAAGAGUGGCCAAGAAACCCUCAGAACAAUGCUAAUAGCAGGAGGUUUAGCAGGGGUUGCUAGCUGGGUUUGCUGUUAUCCCUUGGAUGUUGUAAAGACUAGACUGCAGGCUCAGUCACCAGCCUCCCCACAAAAGUACAAUGGCAUCAUUGAUUGCCUCCACAAAAGUGUAAAACAGGAAGGAUAUAGCGUCCUAUGGCGAGGGCUAGGAACUGCUGUCGCUCGAGCUUUUGUAGUCAAUGGGGCUAUAUUUUCUGCUUAUGAGAUUGCAUUGAGGUGUUUAUUCAACAAUGGAAACAUUCAGACAGGACACAAUCUAGAAUAAACUGGAGUUUACAAAAGAGUCAAGAUGGUCAAAAACACACACCAUGUGACGAUAAUUCAAUAACCCACCUAUUUAUAGCUGAUAAGCGCAGGUCAAGGAUUAUGUAUGAUAUGCCAAGAUGUUGAAAGUCUAAUAUAUUCUUUACCCAAAUGUUUCCAGAAAUGAGAAACAAUUGAAGAGAACUUAUGGUAA